Messenger RNA from Setaria italica (foxtail millet), 1278 nucleotides. Its product is annotated as zinc finger CCCH domain-containing protein 37. NCBI's taxonomy places the organism in Eukaryota, Viridiplantae, Streptophyta, Magnoliopsida, Poales, Poaceae. The transcript has a single exon. Gene Ontology annotation, molecular function: metal ion binding. The coding region runs from base 90 to 896 and encodes 268 amino acids. The record is from RefSeq and is a predicted model, not a curated record.
UGCUGUCCCUCCCUCCCCCUUCCUCCCAGGUCCGGCAGCAGGAAAGAAGUGCUGAGUGAGCGAGCGCGCGACGACAUAUAUAGCGAGCCAUGGUGAGCCGUGAGCACAGCCACAGCUACGAGCACCUCGUGCUCGACCCGGCGGCGCUGGGCUCCGCCUGCAGCUGGGCCGACCCGGCGGCGGUGGAGAUCCCGCCGCAGCUCCUCGCCGCGCUGGGGGAGUACCUUUCCGCCGGCCGCGGCGACGGGGACGCCGCCGAGGCCGAGGCGGAGGCGGACGACGAGUUCAUGAUGUACGAGUUCAAGGUGCGGCGGUGCGCGCGCGCGCGGAGCCACGACUGGACAGCGUGCCCCUACGCGCACCCGGGCGAGGCCGCGCGCCGCCGGGACCCGCGCCGCGUCGCCUACACGGGGGAACCCUGCCCGGACUUCCGGCGCCGCCCGGGCGCCGCGUGCCCGCGCGGGAGCGCCUGCCCGUUCGCGCAUGGAACCUUCGAGCUCUGGCUCCACCCGUCCCGGUACCGCACCCGCCCCUGCCGCGCCGGCGCCGCCUGCAGGCGCCGCGUCUGCUUCUUCGCGCACGCCGCGGCCGAGCUCCGCGCCGCGUCCAAGGACGACGGCGGCUCGCCGCUGUCGCUCUCGCUCUCGCCCAAGUCCACGCUGGCGUCGCUCUGGGAGUCGCCGCCGGUGUCGCCCGUGGAGGGGCGGGUGAGGUGGCUCGACGCCAUCGACGAGCCGUCCGACGCGGACGCGGAGGUGGAGGAGCUCGUGCUCGCAAUGCGGGAGCUCAGCUUCAGGAAGGCCGCCGCGUCGGCGCCCGUAGCAGCGCCGGUGCUGCCUCCCGUCACGGAGGAGGAUGGCCCGGACUUGGGGUGGGUGUCGGAGCUGGUGAUGUGACCAUGCCAGCGCCGAGAUCGACGCCAUCUCCGCUGCCGUCGCCGCCGAGGGCGGCAGGAGGCGCGCCUCGCGCCAUUCGAAUCGGAACAGCUUCAUUAUUAAGCGAUAUUAAUUCUAGCAUUUUCACGAAUGAAUUGCAUCAUUCUUCUGUAGAUAAACAAAAACAUGGUGCAAGUAUCGAUACAGCAAUCUGUAAGUGUGGCGUGUGUGUUCCCCCUCUUCUUUUUGUCGGAGAUGUUGGGCGUAGCAUAGCAUGCCGCCGUCCACGGUUUCUCCGAUUACCAAGUGUAUGUAAAUACGUACGAAGUGUAUUGGCUCAAAAAGCCUUCGCUGUUUCGUGAUGUAUCACUAUAUAUCACUGUUGUUGAUGUACUUUUUUGCA